Molecule: messenger RNA, 4075 nt
Organism: Cladocopium goreaui
Lineage: Eukaryota; Dinophyceae; Suessiales; Symbiodiniaceae
Source: the annotation of a GenBank genome assembly
GACGGCUACCAUGGACUCACCAGCAGGGGGGUGGUGGUGCCAGCUGAUCCUAUGAAGGAUGACCGCAGCCUGGCCAAACUUGUAAGUGAUGAGGUGAAGCCCACGAAAACUGCAGCAGCAGUUGAAGAUCCUACGUUGCUCGCUCUCACUUCUCCAGUGCCACCUGUGUCCCCCAAAGCUAGCGCCGAUUCGAUGAGCCAAGGUGACGUAGUUUAUGUUGAUUACGGCGAAAAUCCAACGGUGAUUCAUAGUAGAUUAGUACUGGCAGAAGUUGACCGAUCACAGCAUGAGUUCAUGAUCCUGACUCCUGAUCAAGACGUGUACUGUGAGAUCCUUCACCAGAGCAACCCCGACUAUGUGGGCUUCUACUUGUCUGGCGCCAACAAUGCUCUACCUCCUGGCGUCCCUCCUGCCCAGAUCUACGGCUUCAGGCCAAUGACUGCUUUGGAGCUUUCAAACUUUCUGCAGAUGGGAAGGGGCGAAGCUGACCGUGAGAGAGCGAACAGGGGUAUGGCUCCUUUGGCUGCAGCUGGGGCUGGUGCGGGACAAGUAGCUCAGAUCUGGGUCCUUGCAACUAUGGUUGAGGGUCACAAGGUGGGUGAAGAAGUUUUUCCUCCUGCUGGCUUUCCUACUAUGGGCGACUAUGGCUUGAUGAAUGUUAACGAUCCUAGGGGAGCACCCAAGACUGCCAUGAUCAAGAGGAUCAAGCCUGAGGAUCUUCCCACGGCCUGCGAGGAGCUUGUGCAGGUGGCUAGGAGCACUGAAGCGGUGGAUGGCGAUGACAGAAGUGCUUCUGAAGACAUUCGAACCAUGUCAGUCAGGUACUCUGCAAAUGGUGACCGCCUCAGGAACUUCAAGGAGACGGUCGCCGAGAUGCAGGAGUGCGAAAUGGAAGACUUUCCGUUCCAGCCAAGAACUUGCCUGGAAUAUCUCCGGGCGGUGGGAACAGUCGCUGAGUCCAGUGUUGGCCAGCACAAUGCUUGGGUUCAGCAAAGUCGCAUUCCUGAGUCGUCCAGGGCAGUGUACGAGGACGAGGCCUUGUCCCAAAUUCUCGACACCGCCAUCUCCUUCGACUGUCUUCAAGUCUGCAAUCUUGCAUGUUUUGAGCUCCUUGUCAGACGGAAGCAAUUGAUCGCAGAGGCCCACCAGUUCAAUCCAUCUAAUCCUUCAUAUGAGGGAGCUGAAUUUUGGAUGGGCAGUCGUUACAAGAGUGGUGGAGCUAUUGUAGUGCCGGCCUUGACAGAGGAUGUGGCCAAGCAGCUCCAGGCUGAAAGCCAAAUCCUCAAGGAGCGUCGCAAAUUGGCAGAAGCAAAAGGCACAGGUCGUGGAGGAGGUCCAGGCAAGCCGCCGAAUGCUGGUCCAAAAGGAGGGCCACAGGUCGCCUCCACACCGAUCACCAAACCAGGGCUUUCCCGCGGCACUCGGCGUCGGUUACUGACAAAAGCUGCCUUCAAUGAGCGUGUGAACAUGGCCUUGCGCGCUUUGAAUUCAAUGUACUUCGGGGAGAAGGCCACCAUGAGGGCAAAGAGCGUAGAUGACCUCUCAGGGUUGCCUCUGGUGCAGCGUGACUGCAUACUCAAUGUGCAAAAGCAUGUCAAACUGCUUGGGCCUCCUCCCAUGGAUGCACGAUGCCAAGGAGCCUUUGCUGCGCUCCGGGCAGCCAGUUCCUCAUACCAUGAUAUUGAGCCUGGCGUUGGUGAUGUGGUGGAGAUGGAUAUCAAACAGUUGUCACUUCCUUCAGGGAAGGUGGCUGGUGUCUGUCUCGGCCAGAAUCUUUGCGGUGCUGUGAAGGAGAUGGUGGAAAAUUUUGAUUCUUUCAUGCUGCAAGAUGCUUCCGUGUGGACCGAUUUGGAGGCUUGGAGCAGUAUUUUUGCCUUUGCGGUGACAUUACAGCUGACGAGGUUGGGGGAUCUGCGAGAGACACCUCCCGCCGGACGUGGUGCAAAACUGUGGCAAGUGGCACGAGCGGUGGCGUUUCCGGAGGCUGGAUGCCGCGGAAUGGAAGCCGCGGGAGAGGGACCAAGGCGAACCAUCCACAAGGUCAAGCAUGUGGACAGCUCUGGUGCUGGAAAAAGAGCAAUCCAAAAGAAGCAUACCAUCCUGGAACAGAAGAGUGUCAGUUGCGAGGUGAAACAGCAGUAUGCGGGGUACCUCCAGAGGUUCGUGGGCUUCUGCAAGGAGAGCGGGUUCCAUUGGCCUCCCGCUUCAAAUCUGAUAGACCCUCUCCUAACCGACUACCUCGACAUCCUCUACCUAGACAAUCGCUCUUGUCACGAAGGAGAAAAGACGUUGGCCGCAGUGGAGUUCGAAAUGAUCCAGUUGAAAGGCGAAGGCCUAGACAUCAAGGGGCGAAAUGUGAUCCCACCUUCCAAAGCGGCUGGCAUCCAAUACCGCUGGGUGAAUGUCGUGAUCCGCGACAUGGAGGGAGGAAAGCCAGACAAAGUAGGCAUCUACGACAACAGCAUCCCGCUCGAUUUGAAACACACAAAAUGGAUUGGGGACCAGUUGCUGAGAAAGGCAAAAAUGUUGAGCAGUCCGGACAGUCUGAUCUUCACAUUCUCCAUGGAAGAGUUCCGGGUGCAGUUUGUGAAGGCAGCGUCUCAGAUGGGGCUGCACCAAUUGCAUCCAUAUCAGCUCCGCCAUGGCGGCGCAACAGAAGAGCUGACCGCCAAAGUGAGAGAGUUCAACCAAGUCAAAUCCCGGGGCCGCUGGAAAACAGACAAGUCAGUGAGGAGGUACGCCAAGAUUGGGCGUGUCCAGCAGUUGCUGGCGAAAAUGUCCAAACAGGGCCCCCGGUUUUGCCAGUGGUCGGAAAAGAACUUAGAGCAAGUGUUUCGUGGCACGAAGGCCGCACGGAAAGUGACAGACUUUUGCACAGACAGCAACGGUGUCUUCUGGACUCUCCGAGCUCAACCAUAUCCAUGGCAGCUAGCCCAGAAGUUUGCUGCGCUGGCGGCCACGGCACUCAGUGGCAUUGAAAUGCCUGGUGUCCCAAGCAAAACCUUUGAAACUCUCUGGCCCAACACGGGCCAUCUGGCCAUGCAAAAGAAGGAUGGCGGCAAUCUGAGUGAAGUCCCCGAAGUGUCCACAACAUCGUCCUCGAGCACACAGAGUACAUGUCCGACAGCGGUCCAAGUGAAACCAAUGCCUGAUGCUGUGGCCCAUUCGGAGACACCCACGGGUUCCGCCGGAGUGAAACCAAUGCCUGAUGCUGUGGUCCAUUUGGAGCCACCCACGGGUUCCGCCAGUGCUGCAGUAAAGACACCGCAGAAAACAAGUAGUGAGAAAACAAAAACACAUGGCAAAAAACGCAAACCAGUAGAAGAUCCAGAAACACCUGAGGAAAAGCCGAAGAAGAUUUUGCCAGAAGGCUGUGGCGGUUUUACCACCAAAGCCAUGUCAUGUCAGAUUUGCUCCCGGCCGCGGGAGGUUGACCAAAGAGGCUCCGCGUGCCCAACUUGUUUGCAAAUCAUGCGGGGCAAAGUUUUUAACGUCCGCAGUAUCUCCAAAGUGCAGGCUGACAAGGCCAUGCACGUUGCAAUUCGAUCCAAGUCUUUGGAGAUGAAACCCAUCCGUUCACAGCAGCAGGAAGAGCACCUUCGGAACACAGUUUCCCAGGUGGAAAAGAUGCGAACCAGCAACAUAGGAGCUCCAUCGAUCAGCGUCGCACAGUUGGACAUGGUUGUGUCUUCCAUGCCGUGUACUUUGCAAGAACUUGUGGAUUCAGGCUAUGCCAUCGGAAAGACAAGCUAUCGCCAAGCCAGAAGUGCGAACCUUGAGGCGCCACAAUCAAGCAGACGAAACCCCGGAGGAAGGCCCCGCAAAAUUUCCGACGCAUCGUUGCAUGACACAGUUCGCAGUACACUGGCCCCCUACCUGCAAGAAAGUGAAAAAGUUGUCGUUGUCGGUCGCGGGUCUCGUCGCCAAUUCGUUUUAGCACAGCACUUGUCCAAGAAGCGGCUUCAGAUCUACAAAGCAGAGACAGCGUUGAACCAGAUUUUGGGAAAGGUUGAUCGCUUUCCGCAACAUGAUCCCUUCGAAACAUGUUUCAACGCCUAUCGCUCCUGCAGAAAAG